CCAUAUCCCGAUCCUCCGCGGAGCAGCUCGUUCGUCGUAGGCGUCCCACAUAAAACCGGGCCUGUCUAAUGUUCUUCACGUCAGUCAGUUCUGCAUACCACCGUUUACACAUUUCGAGUCCUGUAACUAUCCACACGCUGCUGCCGACAUGCCUUUGAAGACCGACACCGCUUCCGACUCCAAGGAUGCUGCCAUCCUGGGAACCUCCGUCACACUUCCCAGCGGGCUGGUCUUGCCAAACCGUUUUGUGAAAGCUGCGAUGGCCGAAGACCUCUCCGCGGAGAAAGACGGGCACCAGCCGAACAAGUUGCACGCAUCCGUCUAUCGAGAAUGGGGAAAUGGAGGAUGGGGUCUGCUAAUCACGGGCAACGUUCAAGUGGACCCGACUCACCGCGGAUCAUUGGGGGACACGACAGUUGAAGAGGCGGACUUGACGAACCCAGCCUCCCUGCAGCGCUGGGAAACGUGGGCCAAAGCAUGCAAAGGAGACGGCGCCGUGCCCACUCCAACCAUCGUGCAACUCUGCCAUACCGGGCGCCAGAGUCCUCGCGGUGCCGGCAGAUCAGUGUUUACGCCCAACAAGUCCGCCAGCGAUGUUCGGUUAGAGUUUGGACCGGGGAUCGUUAAUGAACUGGCUUCCAAGAUUGUGUUUGGAACACCGAAAGCGAUGUCGGAACAAGAGGUGCAGCAGGUGGUUGCUCAGUUUGCAGUUGGUGCGCAGAUGUGUCAUCUCGCUGGCUUCGCUGGGGUGCAGCUUCACGCUGCUCACGGCUACUUGCUAGCGCAAUUCAUGUCACCAAAGACAAACUUGAGGAAAGACCGCUACGGUUUCCACAACCCCACGAAAGGCUUGCAGCUCUUGUUCGAAAUCAUCGACCGCAUUCGAGAAAAGCUACCGCGCCAUUUCACGAUCUCCAUUAAACUCAACAGCAAAGACUACGUCGAUGGAGGAUUGACCGAAGAGGACGCAUUGGAGCAAGUCCGAAUGAUCAUCGCGCAUGGUGGCGUCGAUUUCAUCGAGAUCAGCGGCGGAACUUACGAAGCACCGAGGAUGUUGUCCGCGUUGGAUGUAGAGAAACCCCUCAACAGCAAUGGGUCACCUAAGCCCGUCAAGCCGCGAGAAGCGUUCUUCACCAACUUUUCUCGCAAAGCGCGUGAGGCGUUCCCGGAGUACAUCUUCAUGGUCACCGGAGGGUUCCGAGACCGCGUGGUUAUGGCCGAAGCUGUGUCCAGCAACGCUUGCCAGUUGAUUGGGCUGGGACGCCCGGCGGCACUGUACCCGGACUUGCCUCGGAGAUUGUUGCAGGAAGGCGUGGAGGGAUUCUCCCUGACCCGAGUACCGCCUUACAGGGUUAAAGGAAUUGCUAUCUACGAAAAGAUCCUCUCGUUCGGGCCCGUGGGAACCGGGCUGAUGACGAUGUGGCAUCAGUGGCAGAUCGCGGCGUUGGCGGUGGGAGAGAAGCCUAACCCUGAUCGAUCGGUUACGGAGUUCAUUCUGCAUCUGAACAAGGGGCCAUUGACGAAACUCUUUCUGCUUGGCGUUUUGGCGAUAUUAGUGAGUUUGGUAUGGCGUUCAAUCCUGUAACCCUUCGUAUAUAGCCUCCUAGACAGCGAUCAUGUUUCCUUCCUGCCCUUCCGCAGGUUGUUCAGGGAUGUUGGCCUUUCAUUUGACCUUUCUCUGCCUUGUUCCCGUAGUACAACUUUGAACAUUUAAUACACACUAAUUGCAACAAAGUACAUACAAUCGCCAUUGAUAGAUCCUUGGAUAUCCACUGACACGUCUUUUGCGGCGUCCUCGUUGUUCCGAAUCUGAAGGGUUGAGGGCGAGGGCGAUCUUAGCGAUACG
Molecule: messenger RNA, 1846 nt
Organism: Fimicolochytrium jonesii
Lineage: Eukaryota; Fungi; Chytridiomycota; Chytridiomycetes; Spizellomycetales; Powellomycetaceae
Product: FMN binding oxidoreductase
Exons: 3
Coding region: 149-1585 (478 amino acids)
Molecular function (GO): FMN binding; oxidoreductase activity
Source: RefSeq, a predicted model, not a curated record